AUGGAUCACCUUGAUAGGCCCUCACAUCCCUCUAGAGAUCAGUACAAGAUCCCCUACGUGUGUCUGGCACCCUAUGAUGAAGGCGACUUUCUCUCCUACCCAUCACGUUGUGGUUUUAAUGAUGCAAGUGUGCUUGAGGGAAACUUUAUCCACAAGUCGCCAGAUGGUGAGGAUGAAGCAGUGGAUCUAGCUCGGGUUCAAUCAUUUCUCCAGUCCUGGCUCUUCUUUGGCUUGAUAUUCGAAGUGCACAGAACAGUCGGCAGACCGUUUAGUCCCAAUGAUUAUGUGUCUCGUGAGUCGUUGCUGACCACAGCCUCUGGCGAGAGAAGAGGCUUGACACGGAGAGUGAACACCUCUGCUUUGUCGGGACUCCUUGCAUUUUGGGUGGAUUCUUUCAAGGCAAAGAGAUCAGCGGGAGAACUCUCCUUCGAGGACGUCCGUCAACUAUGUUUCAAAGUUGAUACUUACCUCCAACCGGCCUAUAAAAUCUGUUAUCACUUAGUCCAAGGCCGUCACUCCUAUAUCGACCAAGACCUUUUGCUCUCCUUUAUGUGCCUCGGAAACACGGUCGACGAUGCAAUGGCCGUCGUCUUUCAACGCUGCUUUUACGACUUUUUGCCACCUCAUCAACAGAAUGCCCAGCUAUCUCCUUCUGGAUGGGUCCCUUUGAAACGAAGGUGGGAUGCCCCACUUCGUAUCUUGCAGACUCUUGUCCAUUCUGGCUGGUGUCCCUUCGACGUUGGCAUCCUAGAGCGGGAUUUCGGUAUUAAUGAAAUCAUCUACGCUUCCCAAUUGCGUCGACAUGGUAGUGUCGAACGCCACUCGCCAUGUACUCCAACUGCAUGCAUCGCCAACAAUAUCGAUGACCUAACAUACGUGACACGCCAUGAAACAUUGGGGACCAAGUGCCCUGGCUCUUCUUGCAGCGACAUCGAAUUUGACCAUCCGACUCUAUGUGAGAUCAUUCGUCGAGGGUCAAGGCCCAUUGUCCGGUCGGAAAUCGAUGCCCAUGACGGGCUUCAUUUCCGUAUCGUCCCCUAUGACGGUGAUGUUACACCCUAUGUUGCCAUCAGCCAUGUGUGGUCUCAUGGUCUCGGCAACACGAGGAAGAACACGCUUCCAAGGUGCCAGCUUGAAGCUUUACACCGCCGCACCUCAGCAUUACUGGCUGCCUUCACGUCAUACAACGGCCCAGAACCUACCCAGGACAUCAAGACCAAACGUGUGAGCUAUUUUUGGCUCGACACCAUCUGCGUUCCAGUGAAGCCAGAAGACGUUGAAAUGAGGAAAAUGGCAAUCUCAAGCAUGGCGAGCAUAUACGAAGAGGCUCAUUCAGUGUUGGUCCUUGACGAAGGUCUUAUGAACACUUCACUGCACCUCAGUGAAGAUGCAGUCAAAAUUCGAGCCCCCAAUCGCCAGAGCAAGCCACCUUUUUCCCAGAAACAACUUGUCUUCUCAUUGUUAUUUUCAGAUUGGUGGAGGCGGCUUUGGACUCUCCAGGAGGGUGUACUUCCUGAUUAUCUUUUUGUUGCCUUUGCAGACUUUUCAGUGUUUCUGAGCCACGCCGUUCCUGCCGGACGAGAGGAGCACGUGGAAAACCGAGCGGAUUUGUCUUCUGACAGGGUCAAGGAGGGACUUAGUGAUUUGAUCGAUAAGUCACACAUAGCGGACGACAAAGGAGUCAUCAUAGUGGACCGGAAAACGUCCAAAGGGGACAUGCACCAUCGUCGUCGAGUUUUGCGGCUGCUCUGCAACCGGACCACUAGCAGAAUCGGCGACGAACCCAUCUGUGUUGCAACUCUGAUGGGGCUGGAUGUGCAGAUCCUCCUGGAUACGAAGACGCCAGAAAGAAUGCAGAUGCUUUACAAAUGUCUGGGCCGCAUCCCGGCUGGUCUUGUCUUCUUGCCCGUGCCAAAGCUUCAGAUUGAGCAUUUCCGAUGGGCUCCAAGAUCCUUGAUAGGGGUACCCAUCAGUCUGACAACGACCCAGGUCUUACUCUCUGAUGAGGAUGGUGAAGCCGAAGUAACUGAACUAGGAGUCCGUUUGCAAGCCUCAGGUUAUCCCCUCGCCUCCCAGGGCGUGCCAUUGAAGAACAACUUUUACAUUUUCCCUGGCACCCCUGGGUCGAUACCGUCCGGGCAGGAUGAAGAUCGUCUCACCGAUAUUGACAAGGUCAGGGCGGACAAUGAGCAGAUUGUUGCAGUCACAUUACACGAUCAACAGGUUAUGGACCGGUUUGGUGACGCCGGUAUCUCUGGACACUCUUUCUGGGAGACCAUGAGUGGGCAAGACCUGAUUGAUCCGGUGGUCAUUCUGCCAUCGAAGCGUAGAAUCGACUAUGCACAGAACCCUGGGAUAUUGGCCGGUAGAGCUCGACUAAUUGACGGUGUUUGGCAUGCGAAGUUUCUGUGCAAUGUUUGGACCUUUCGAAAUUCGAUGGCCAUGUGGGGGGAUAGCUCUGGUACAGGUCGUGGGACGAUCGCGAACAGAGUUCGAGAAGAAAGGGCAGCAUUGGCUCAGGGUGAAAGGACCGGAAAAAUGGCAUGGUUCCAAAGUUCGGAGGUGGUACGGGAGUGGCGCAUCUCGUAGGCGACGAGCUGUUGCUAAGGAUGUGAAGUUGUUUUUCUCCUUUCGCUAGCAUCUUUCGGGCAAUGGGAAAUCACCGUUCAAUGAGCCCAAUGUUCACCCCUUUCACCAUUCAUUGCCCCGAGCGCCUUCAGCGCUAACAAAUUAACACUGAAAUUCA
This is a messenger RNA of Exophiala mesophila, 2746 nucleotides long. RefSeq lists its product as uncharacterized. The record is from RefSeq and is a predicted model, not a curated record. Lineage: Eukaryota; Fungi; Ascomycota; Eurotiomycetes; Chaetothyriales; Herpotrichiellaceae. The coding region runs from base 1 to 2589 and encodes 862 amino acids. The transcript has a single exon.